Messenger RNA from Vombatus ursinus (common wombat), 438 nucleotides. It is a transcript of the gene TMEM207, whose product is annotated as transmembrane protein 207. Bases 1 to 438 code for a protein of 145 amino acids. The transcript has 5 exons. The record is from RefSeq and is a predicted model, not a curated record. Lineage: Eukaryota; Metazoa; Chordata; Mammalia; Diprotodontia; Vombatidae.
AUGUGGCUACCCAAAGGGGCACGUUUCACCUCACUGCUCCCGAGGACUGGGGCCGUGGGCUUGAUGCUCUUCCAGCUGGUGAGCCCAGAUCCCACCUGUGAAGAAAAUGAAAUGUGUGUGGGCCAAGAUGAACAACCCUUCAGUGGCUGCUCCAUCUGGUGCUUGAUGCUAAUCAUUCUGAUCACCAUCAUAUGCUGCACGGUCCUGGUCUGCCUCCACCACUGGCUGAAGAGGUCUCACCCCUGUCUCCCUCGGCGCGCUGUGGCAGUGUUUGCUGCCAAUGAUAUCCAGUCCAUUUCUGGCAGAGAAGCCGUCAUGGGUCCAGCAGCAAGAGGUGACCUCCAUUCCCCAUACCCUGAGCUGUAUUCUCCAUCCUGUAUUGUCCCUUUGGGACCCCCACCUCCCUAUGAAGAUGCUCAGAAAACAAGCAGAUUAUAA